Molecule: messenger RNA, 1574 nt
Organism: Egretta garzetta (little egret)
Lineage: Eukaryota; Metazoa; Chordata; Aves; Pelecaniformes; Ardeidae
Product: interleukin-1 beta
Exons: 5
Coding region: 274-1170 (298 amino acids)
Biological process (GO): positive regulation of gene expression; cytokine-mediated signaling pathway; inflammatory response to antigenic stimulus
Molecular function (GO): cytokine activity; interleukin-1 receptor binding
Source: RefSeq, a predicted model, not a curated record
AGCGCGGCUGGGGGCAGCCAGCCCCCCAGCACUCUCGGUCUCGCCAGAGGAAUUGAGCAAACCCGGGCGUUGCGAAAGGUGGAAAUCCCGCUCUGACGGCGCUUCCUUCCAGCAGCUCUUGAAAACCCGCCGCGCCACCGCCGGGCUCAGAGCACGCCCCAGCGACGCUGCGGACAGGACAGGCAGGAGCAGGCAGGAGCAGGCAGCCCGGUACCGCGGCACUCGACAGGCACCAGCAGGUCUCUGCCCGGGUUUCUGCAGUCAGCGGCAGUGAUGGCGUUCGUCCCCGAUUUGGACACACUGGAGAGCAGCAGCCUGAACGAGGAGACGUUUUAUGGUCCCGACUGCCUCUGCCUGCAGAAGAAACACCAGCUGGACUCAGAGGUGACAUCGCCCGGGGUGGACAUCCAGCUGAUGGUGACCAACGGACACCCUGUCAGGACCUUUCGCCGAGCUGCCAUCCUUGUGGUGGCCAUGACCAAGCUCCUGAAGCGGCCGGCGCACAAGGACUUUGCCGACAGUGACCUUGGGGACUUCCUGGAUGAUCUUUUCGAGCCUGUCUCCUUCCAGCAGAUCGAGGGCAGCUAUGCUGGGGCGCCCGUCUACCGCUACACCCGCUCCCAGUCCUUUGACAUCCUCGACAUCGACCAGAAAUGCUUCGUGCUGGAGUCGCCCACCCAGCUGGUGGCCCUGCACCUGCAGGGACCCUCUGCUGGGCGGAAAGUGAAGCUCAACAUUGCUCUGUACCGUCCCCGGUCAUCGCAGGGCGGCCCGGGGACCGGGCGGAUGCCAGUGGCGUUGGGCAUCAAGGGCUACCAACUCUACAUGUCGUGCGUGAUGAGCGGCUCCAAACCCGUGCUGCAGCUGGAGGUGAGCGGGGGGUCCCAACGGCUCCAUCCCCUGUGGGGCUGGGGGUUCCAUCCCACCCUGAUCCCCGUUUCACCCCCUUGGUUGCAGGAAGCUGACAUCAGGAGGGACAUCGAGAGCAUGGAGCUGACCCGCUUCAUCUUCUACCGCCUGGACAGCCCAGUCCAGGGGACCACCCGCUUUGAGUCGGUCGCCUUCCCCGGCUGGUUCAUCUGCACCUCCCUGCAGCCCCGCCAGCCCGUCGGCAUCACCAACCAGCCCGACCAGGUCAACAUUGCCACCUACGCGCUGAGCGGGCGCUGAGGAGCCCCCGCACCCAGUCCAACCCAACCGGCAGUCGCUGGUUUUCAGGCCGUAUGUACCAAGUACAGACCCCCCCGCUGGGAGCCCCAUCCUCCCCAUCUAUUUCAGGUGAAAUAGCAGCUCUGGGCCCCAUGGGCCCGAGUCACCCUGAUUUAUACGUAUUUAUUGUGUCUGUCCAAUGCUUUUAUAUUUAAUUAUUGUGUCCACCCCUUGCUUUUAACUUAUCUACAUUUUGUUGGAAAUACUGUGGUUUCUGUUAUCGGGAACGGGGGUAUUUGUUGGUGAUGGAGGUGGAAAUAAAGGUUUCCCAAGAUGACGUCGCUCAGCUCGUUGCUCUCAUGGGGGUUAAAUGAUGCGGGUGUGGUUUAUGGGUGGGAAAAUCCCGCUCUUUUGGGGGCUCUCCA